Molecule: messenger RNA, 1530 nt
Organism: Didymodactylos carnosus
Lineage: Eukaryota; Metazoa; Rotifera; Eurotatoria; Philodinida; Philodinidae
Source: the annotation of a GenBank genome assembly
AUGGAAGUUCAGCGAGAUCUUGAUUUUCAGUGGUUUGGUGUCACCUCAGCAUUACCAUCAGCAAUCAAUCAACAGGAUAAAAAGUUAAUUUUUGCACAAAAAUUUCUUCGACGUUUUGGAUACGUGCGAAAUAUUGCAAAAUUGAAAUCCAGUUCGACAAACAUUACGGAAGGUUUAAAAACUUUUCAACAAUUCAUCGGCAUUAAUGCAUCUGGCACUGUUGAUGAAUUGACAUGGAUAACAAUGGUAGCACCCAGAUGUGGAAACAAAGAUAUUCGCAUUCAAAGGCGAAAACGUUUUACACUUCAAGGUAGUCGUUGGCCAUCAAAAGGUCUUUCAUUUCGAAUUACAAAAUAUCCAACAACAUUUCCAAGACAAUUUGUUGAAAUGGAAUUGUCCAAAGCACUGAGGUUAUGGAGUGAUGCAUCAAGUUUGCAGUUUGAACAUAGAAAGAAGAAAGAUAAAUAUAAAGAUCGUGAUACAGAUAUUCAAAUAUCAUUUGAAAUUGGUGAUCAUGGUGAUACAGAACCAUUCGAUGGACCGGGAAAUGUUUUAGGACACGCUUUUUUCCCACAAUAUGGCGGAGAUGCUCAUUUUGACAACGAUGAAUACUGGACUAUGAAAAGUUCAGAAGGUGUGAAUUUGUUUCAAGUUGCUGCUCAUGAAUUUGGUCAUUCUCUGGGACUCGAACAUUCAAACGAUCCCGAAGCAAUCAUGGCACCCUUUUUUAAAGGAUUUACUCCAAAUUUUACACUACAAAAAGAUGAUAUUCGCGCAAUACGUGCUCUUUAUGGAGGUAAACCGGCGAGAUCUGAUCUUCAAGGAGGAGACAGCUAUCAUGAAUAUAAACAAACACAAUAUUCUAUGGCACCGUCCAUUUAUUCAUUGCCCAAAAUUUGCUACGAAUCAAAAUUUGAUGCAGUUAUAACCAUUGGUACUGAUACAUUCAUCUUUAAAGACAAUAUUGUCUAUCGAAGAACAAAAUUCGGUUUGGACUCUGAUUAUCCAAAAAAUAUUCGUGAUCUAUUCGGACGAUGGGAGGGCGGUGUUUGGCAAAGUAUUCCAAAUAAUCUAGAUACAGCAUUAACUUGGUCCAAUGAUCAAAUUUAUUUUUUCAAGGGUAUAUAUUAUUGGAAGACAAUUCAAUUCAAACUUCAACCAGGAUAUCCAAGAAGAAUUAGUGAGGGUUUUGUUGGCCUCAAUGAAUCGAAACUUUUUAGAGGCAAUCUAGAUGCUGCUUUUGUCUACAGUGGUGAUCAGAAAACAUACUUUAUUUCCGGUGCCUUGUUUUGGCGUUUAAAUGAAAAUCAUGAAUUUAAAGGUCAAAUUGAGCAUAAUUAUCCACAAUUUGUUACCAACUGGCUUCGUAUAACAAAUAAAAUUACAGGCGCUUUACAAUGGAUAAAUGGAAAAACGUACUUUUUCUCCGCUAAUGUUUAUUAUCGAUACGAUCAUGUGAAUCAAAAAGUCAAACAUUUUGGACUUAAAGCUCAUAUGCUUCAUCAUAUGCGCAGAUUAAAAUGUGAAUAA